AUGCGAGGACGACUGCGCCUAUGUAGUCCAGCAGUUGCAUCCGUGGAACAAGAGGGACGCCGCUACGAUGCGAGCGCCCUCUGCGGGGCUCGAGCGCAGGCUCUCGCGCCUGGCUAUGGACCCCCCAAAAAAUGGGGAGGGAGGGGGAAUUCGGAGGAGAACGAAGAGGACUCUACAAUGACUGCGUGGAAAGAGACCGACGCCCGCGCUUCUCCAAAAAAUCCGCGGUCGCCGGGCCGCUCCAUCGAGUGGCUGUGGCGACCAGCCCCGUCGCCUCCGGGAGAGCUGCGGCUCGAGCGCCGCGGCGGGCAGACCACGCCGAGGCACAGGCCGCAGGCACCCCCAGGGACGGGGGGCUCGCCCGUCAGGGCCGUCGGGCGGGCGGGGGGGCCCCGCCCUGGACACCAGCCCAGCUUCGACGCGGGGCCCUCGGGGAGCAGGAGGGAGGAGGAGGAGGAGGAGGAGGAGGAGGAGGAGCUAAGAGGAGGCAAAGAGCCGCCUGGCCGAGCCGCGCGUCCGGGGCAGGCGGUGGCACUUGGCACGGCAACCUCGAAGGGACCAGCAGGAUUCGGAGGAAGAGGAAGAGGAGGAGGAGGAGGAGGAGGAGGAGGAGGAGGAGGAGGAGAGCGAGAGGGAGCGGAGACUGGCAAGACGCGUGCCAGGACGCAUGCCGCUGCGCUGCGUCGCCAGUCUGCUCAACGGUCGACGGUGCUUCGGAGGCUCCUUCGAGUUGGUCCAACCUGCCGGGUCAUGUCUCCCGGCUGGUCGCACUGGACCAGCAGCGCUGCGGCGCCCUAA
Molecule: messenger RNA, 798 nt
Organism: Prorocentrum cordatum
Lineage: Eukaryota; Dinophyceae; Prorocentrales; Prorocentraceae
Source: the annotation of a GenBank genome assembly